Messenger RNA from Fusarium vanettenii 77-13-4, 1947 nucleotides. RefSeq lists its product as uncharacterized. The transcript has a single exon. Bases 1 to 1947 code for a protein of 648 amino acids. The record is from RefSeq and is a predicted model, not a curated record. NCBI's taxonomy places the organism in Eukaryota, Fungi, Ascomycota, Sordariomycetes, Hypocreales, Nectriaceae.
AUGUUUAUCUACGAUCAACUUUCACGAGAUGAGUCAGAAAUCAGGCUCGUUCGUUUCCAUGAAAAUUCUAGUUCUAAGCCUGAGCUUUCUCUCGAACUGCGCCAUGCCUCCAUGAGCGAGACCAGCUAUGCAGCUCUAUCCUACGUCUGGGGAGACGUCUCAGACACGAUCAAAAUUAGUGCCAAUGGCUCAUCCCUUAACAUCGGUCGCAAUCUCCAUGCUGGACUUGAGCAACUGCGAGAAAAUGGCGUUUACGACUGGCUCUGGAUCGACUCAAUAUGCAUUCAGCAGUCUGAUCUCGAUGAAAAGAGCUAUCAAGUUGGCCUGAUGCGAGAGAUCUUCAGCAAUGCAGAUCGCGUGUACUCUUGGUUAGGUCCAGGCUCAAUCGGGAGUGGCGCAGCAAUGGACUUUAUCUCUCGCAUCGGCCCAAUAGCCAUGAGAUUUGAGGGAUUGGAUUUGCUGCCCACGGAUGAAAGAGUCAUCGCUUACCUCAAUAACCCAACUUCCUACAAGGGUUCUACAGGGAAUGAUGGCAAUGUCUUGGGAUAUGCUCACUUGAUACACGAUAUCCUCCACGAGCCAGAUCUACGAGGCAAAAAUCAUGGUGACGAGGGUCUUGCCGCUGGGAUUCAAGGUCUGAUGGAAAGAGAAUACUGGCAUCGGAUCUGGAUCAAUCAAGAAGUUGCUCUUGCAAAAGAGGUUACCAUCGUUUGUGGCGCCAAAACUAUGCCGUUGGGUAUCCUUGAAGCUACACUGAGCGUCGUCGAUGAUUGCUAUGCUCGUUAUCGUUAUCACAGCCCCGAAACGAGAGACUUUGGCAGGGGCUUACACAGUAACUUUUCUUACAACUUGGCUAUGGAAACGCGAUCUCAGAAGCUUCGUGGGAACGAAAUACAACUAGACAGCCUGCUAUUUCAUCAUAUGGACCCUCCAGAUCGUCCAUUUUACUCGGCUACAGACCCUAGAGAUAUUGUCUUCGGGCUGCUGGGCGUCACUACGGACAACGAUCGUCUGGGUAUCCAGGUAGACUACAGAGCGAGCAUGGCUGAAGUGUUUACUGCCACGACGAGAGCGUUUAUAGAGAACGAUGGCACGUACUGGGGAGCGUACAAGCUCGACAGCUGCGUUCCGAAAGAGGAGAGUGUUGACGGCUUACCUUCCUGGGUCCCCGACUGGCGAGAAAUGGGGAAAAGUGGAAUCUCGGAAGACGCAAUCAACAUGUCCAGACAUUUCGACGCGACUCGGGGAGUUCCAGUGCCUCCAGCUAUUCGAAAUAGCACCGAUGACAGCCUCGGAAUUCUUCGCCGCCAUGGAUGCCGGGUUGAUAUCAUCACGGAAGUCAUGCAAUCACACAAAGAGGCUUAUGAAAAAGACCGUGCAGCCCUUGAUCCCGCAAAUUCAGACUCUCGACUACAGUCGAUUUGCGAUUUCAUGAAUCUUGGGCCUGACAUCGGCCCCGGAGAGGACUACAUAUGGCGAGUUCUUCUUGCACCCCAUUGGUACCGGAGAAUCAACGCCUCCAUGAGCAAAGACAUUGCAACCUUGGUCCGAAAGAUCAUGCGCCGGAGUCCUAUUGACGCCGAUAGGUUGACUAAAGAACAGGCCAACUUUAUCCGUGAUCUGCGAGAUUUCUGGAACAAGCCGCCCAAGGUCGAUGACGUUUCAGCCCAGCUUGCUAAUGCUCGCAAGAGACUCCAAGAUCAGGAGAGACUGUUCAACCACCAUAGGACUCUCUUCAAGACACCUAAGAAAAUGCUUGGGCUUGGGUAUGAGAUGGUUCGACCUGGUGAUUUGGUUGCUUUGCUCUGGAGAGUCCAGUCGCCGAUUAUUUUACGGCCGAGAGAUGGCGGAGGGUUUACCUAUGUUGGAGAUGCAUAUGUCGAUGGGAUUAUGCACGGAGAGUUUUUGGACACCCAACCUGUUAACGAGGAAUUUGAGAUUUAUUGA